GCUCUGAACUCUGAACUUCUCUCCGGGUCCUGAGGAGAUCAACACAAAGUUAGGAAACCGUGUGACACUCUCUCCAAACGGAAUAAACCUCAAGUCAGUCACCGGACAACUUUCGGAUUCUAUGAUUCGACGGAAAACGACAAUAUUUACUUGUCCGCCGCCACAGACUGAAACAUGGAGGAUCCAGACAGAACUCAGAGGAGGUUGUCAAGAGCAGGAGACAGUUUGUACAAGAUCCUGGGUCUGGAGAAAGGAGCAUCUCCCGAGGAAAUAAAAAGGGCGUACAGAAAACUGGCAUUAAGGCAUCACCCCGAUAAGAACCCAGACAACCCCGAAGCGGCUGAGAAAUUCAAAGAGAUCAACAACGCCAACGCCAUCCUCAGUGAUGAGAACAAGCGCAAAAUCUACGACGAAUACGGCUCUAUGGGCCUCUACGUGGCCGAGCAGUUCGGGGACGAAAGCGUCAAAUAUUAUUUCCUCACGACCAAGUGCUGGUUCAAGGGUCUUCUGGUGUGCUGCAGUAUUAUCACCUGCUGCUUCUGUUGCUGCUGUUGCUGUUUCUGCUGUGGAAAGUGCAAAGCCGAAGAAGAGGAGGAAAAUUUCGUCUACAUGGACCCUGAAGACCUGGAGGCACAAAUCAGAGAACAGGAAGCAGCUGGAGACCCUGUAAUAGUUAUUCAGCCCAGCUCUAGUGACUCUUCUAGUGCUGCUAAUACUACAGCACGUGAAAGCGACCCGAUCGUGACUCAGCCUCAAGCGUCCAACGGCACCACGGAGCACGGAGCCAUCCAGAUGCCCUGGAAGGAGUAGAAAGAAAUAAACGCAGGAAGAGAUAAGCGAGCUGGUGACUGAGUCGUGUAAACCCGGACGGCUUCAGGUUCUGGACUGCAGCUUAAAACCAGGUUAUAAUCAGCGUCUGUGCUGAGUUUAAAUGCAGUUUGUGUCUGACGUGCAGAAAACAUUUUCAUCUCAGAGGCUUAUUUGUUUACAUGAAUCAAGCAGCGAUGUGAUUGUGCCAUAGUUUUAAUUAUUAUUAUUUUUAAACUAAUGGUUUCAUAUUUAUCGUUUAAUUCUUUUAUUUGUGAACUUUGGGCAGAGACGAAUUUCAUGCAGACCAAAGCCUCUGAUGAGCUCCUGAUUAAUGUUUAGUGCACUUUAUAUUCACAAGUUUCUAUUUAAUAUCCUAAAAAUGCCAUGAUGGUCUGAGAACGCCUCGGCCCAAAGUUCAGAAACGUUUUAUUUGUUUUAUCAACAGGCUGAUUCAGGUUUUUCAGGUCAGUCACAGCGCACAUAGAGACACACUGUAGUGGUAAAACAAAGGGCUUCCUGACAUAGUGGACCUCUGUGAUGAUUCUUUAAGAUUAAACAAAUGUUUGAACGUUGUUGCACAUUUAGCUGAUAGCUUGGAAAUAUAUCAGAGAAGAUUAAUAUUGUGAUGUUUUUAAAGAAAAACGCUCAAACCCCUUCCUUCUGAGAGUUUGAUGGUACCAUUGUUCAUCAUGUCUGUGCUUUAUCGCCUCAGCUUUACAUAGGAUGAAAAAAAUCCCGAUGGUAGUGUCGUCAAACUGAGCCAUAAUCACAGAACAACUGCUGCAAUAAAGCACAUAUUAAUUGACAGGAUGUGAGACAUCCAGAUAUUUAAGCGCCACAAGUUUAGGUUUGUAAUCAAGGUAGCAUUUAGAAAUAGGAAACUGUUGCGUACAGAUAUUUGCGAUGGGCCACAAACACAGCAUUAGAAGUGAUUAGCUUAGCUUAGGAGGAAAAAGCAAGCUUGAUGUCUCCUAAAGCUCUCAUUUGGCUGGUAAUGUUUGUCACGUGUCGUAUUUCUGGGGGUGGUUAGCCUAGCUUAGCAUUAAGAGUGGAGGCAGGGGGGAGCAGCUAGCCUCUCUGACUUUCUGGACUCCAAUCUGCAAGAUAGUUUCAUCUCUCAGCUCCACAGUUUGUUGUAGUUAUUUAUCUGUUUGUUAUUAAACAAAGGAGAUAUCUGCUCAUUAGCUUCCAGCCUUUAUGCUAAGCUAAGCUAACGGCAUCCAGACACAGACGCAAGUUAAACCAAUUUUCUCUGACUCUUGUCAUAAUAGAGCACAUAUUAAUGGACAGGAUGUGAGAUGUCCAGAUAUUUAAAUACCACAAAUUUAGGCUUGUAAUCGUGGCAGCAUUUAGAAAUAUGACACUGUUGCGUACAGAUACUUGCGAUGGGCCUUGAACGCAGCAUUAGUAGAGCUGGAACUGGCAAGCGAUUAGCUUAGCUUAGGAGGAAAAAGCAAGCUUGAGGUCUCCUAAAGCUCUCAUUUGGCUGGUAAUGUUUGUCGUAUUUCUGGGGGUGGUUAGCCUAGCUUAGCAUUAAGAGUGGAAGCAGGGGGGAGCAGCUAGCCUCUCUGACUUUCUGGACUCCAAUCUGCAAGAUAGUUUCAUCUCUCAGCUCCACAGUUUGCUGUUUAUCUGUUUGUGAUUAAAUAAAGGAGAUACUUGCUCAUUAGCUUCCAGUCCUUAUGCUAUGCUAAGCUAACUGCAUCCAGACACAGACGCGAGUUAAACCAAUUUUUUCAAUUUCCGACUCUUGGAAAGAAAGUGAGCGAGCAUUUAGAAGAAAGUUUUGCUGCUGUUGGUUUAUUCGCUGCACACAAGUCAAAACACACAAAGUACUGAUGACGGCGACACAAACGAUCAGAACUUUGUCUGCGCUUGACACUAAAGCCAACGUGUUUAAACACUUCAUUUUUCAGAUUUAUUGCCUUUUUAUUUUUCUGGUUUCCUGUUUAAUCAGAAGCAUUAAGACGAUAUUUUCUCUGUGGUGUUUGGGAUUGUUAUUGUUAUUGUAAAUUCUGAGCUAUAUUUUUGAUUGGAGGUUUUAUGAUGAAUUGAGUGUAUAUUAAGAUACAGCCUUAAAUUAUAUGAUCUUUAUUCAUCAUGUUUAGAGUAUAUUUUUCUGUUUUUCUUCCAAGAGGAGUGCCAGUCUGACGCAUGCUUCUGGACAAUCCCAGUGUUUUGUGUAUUUAAAAGUCCAUUCGUAUACUUUUAUGUGCCACAAGUCAUACUUGACAAACUUCACAAAAGUGCCUGAAUAUAUUUUAGUGGGAUAUUUUUCUUUAUUUUUUUGCUCCAAGUUUGAUUUUUUUUUAUCAAAGAUUGUAAGAAAAUUGUAUAUUUACUUCAAUCAUCUCAACAUUCCCUUAUAUUUUUCUACUCUUUCCACUUAUACCUGCUUGUAAACUGUGUACAUUUUAAAAUUCCUGCAAAAUGAAUGUUAAUAAAUUUGGAUUAUGCUGGAA
This is a messenger RNA of Amphiprion ocellaris (clown anemonefish), 3272 nucleotides long. It is a transcript of the gene dnajc5gb, whose product is annotated as DnaJ (Hsp40) homolog, subfamily C, member 5 gamma b. Lineage: Eukaryota; Metazoa; Chordata; Actinopteri; Pomacentridae. The coding region runs from base 175 to 810 and encodes 211 amino acids. The transcript is spliced from 6 exons. The record is from RefSeq and is a predicted model, not a curated record.